CCUGUCCCGCCUACCCGAAAGAAAUGCAGGGAGGGAGCAGUCAGUCUCUUUCUGCUUGCGGAGGUGUGGGAGAAGCUGCACGGAGGGAGCCCCGAGAUCCAGGCUGUGAAAUGGCAUCGGAGUGACAUUCUAGGUCCUUCCCCCUUUCUCUAGAGGGGAAACAGCCACUAUGUGGCCAGCUCAGGGUCUGGUGACCUUUGAGGAAGUGGCCUUGCAUUUCCCAGAGGAUGAAUGGGCCCUGUUGGAUCCAGGCCAGAGAGCCCUUUACAUGGAGGUCAUGGCGGACGUUCAUGAGAUGAUAACCUCCCUGGGAGGUGUCCGGGGUAUCAUGGCUGAGGGGGAAACCUCAGAAAUGUCACCAGAAAGACCUGAAGAGCAGAAGAAGGAACAAGAAGUGGGGAGUCAAGAUGGAGCAGAGAGGGAAGAGGAGAGCAAAAUGCAGAAGCCGGGAGAUGAAUCCAGAACUUCUCAGGGUGGUGAAUAUAAAAUUCAACAGGAAACUCAUUGCUCAAAGGAAAUGAGAAUGCCUCCUGAGUGCAGUAAAAUCUUAAGCUGCCAACAAGUCCUCAAACAGCGAGGGCAUAUGACGGAGAAGGCAUACAAUUUUUUGGAAUGUGGGAACGGAUUCUUUGAUAAAUCGAGCCUUGCUAGACACCAGACAGUUCACGCUAGAGAGAAACUGAAUUCAUCCUUAAGCUGUGGGGAAAGUAUCAGUAUUAGUCAGAGUGGAAGGCUCAGUUCCCUUCAAAAACAGCAUAUAGGAAAAAACACAUAUAAAUUCACUGAAGGUGGCAACAGCUGUUCUGAUCAGUCAGUGAUUGUUAGGCAUGAGACGAUAUACACUGCAGAGAAGUUGUAUGAAUGCUUGGAGUGUGGUGAAAACUUCAGGCAGGAUUAUCAACUGGCUAGACAUCAGAGAAGUCAUACAGGGGGAAAAGCAUAUAUAUGGCCUGACUGUGGGAAAUGUUUCACCCAAAGAUAUAAUCUGACAAGACAUCAGAAGAGUCACACAGGCAAGAAGCCAUAUACGCACUGUGACCGUGGGGAACAUCUCGGCAAUAGCUCAAAUCUUACUGGACCUGAAAGUGUGUACACAGCAGACAAACCAUAUAAAUUGUGGGAGUGUGGAAAUACCUUCCAGAUGACCACAAAUGUCAAUUCACAUCAAAGAACUCAAAGAGAGGAGAAAAAGUAUGAAUGCUUGGAGUGUGGAAAGAGCUUCAGUUGGAGUGGCAAUGUUACCAGACAUCAAAGAAUUCAUACAGGGGACAAACCUUAUAAAUGCUUGGAGUGUGGAAAGAGCUUCAGUCAGAGCAGCAACCUUACUGUGCAUCAAAGAACCCAUUCAGGGGACAAACCUUAUAAAUGCUUGGAGUGUGGAAAGAGCUUCACUCAGAGUGCUACCUUUAGUAUACAUGAAAGAACUCACACAGGGGACAAACCUUAUAAAUGCUUGGAGUGUGGAAAGAGCUUCAAUUGCAGUAGCUCCCUUACUAUGCAUCAAAGAACUCAUACAGGGGACAAACCUUAUAAAUGCUACGAGUGUGGAAAGAGCUUCAGUCAGAGUAGCGACGUUACCAGACAUCAAAGAAUCCAUACAGGGGACAAACCUUAUAAAUGUUUGGAUUGUGGGAAGAGCUUCAGUCACAGUAGCAUCCUUACUGUGCAUCAAAGAACUCAUACAGGGGACAAACCUUAUAAAUGUUUGGAGUGUGGGAAGAGCUUCAGUCGGAGUGGCAUCCUUACUAUACAUCAAAGAACUCAUACAGGGGACAAACCUUAUAAAUGUUUAGAGUGUGGGAAGAGCUUCAGUCACAGUAGCAUCCUUACUGUGCAUCAAAGAACUCAUACAGGGGACAAACCUUAUAAAUGUUUGGAGUGUGGGAAGAGCUUCAGUCGGAGUGGCAUCCUUACUAUACAUCAAAGAACUCAUACAGGUGACAAACCUUAUAAAUGCUUGGAGUGUGGAAAGAGCUUCAGUCAGAGUGGCAAGCUUACUGUUCAUCAAAGAACCCAUUCAGGAGACAAACCUUAUAAAUGCUUGGAGUGUGGAAAGGACUUCAGUAACAGUAGUGCCUUUACAAAGCACCGAAGAACCCAUUCAGGGGAGAAACAUAAAUGUUUCGAGUGUGGAAAAAGCUUUAGUCAAGUUGGCAGCCUUACUGUUCAUCAAAGAAUUCAUACAGGGGACAAACCUUAUAAAUGUUUGGAGUGUGGGAAGAGCUUCAGUCGGAGUGGCAACGUUACCAGACAUCAAAGAAUUCAUACAGGGGACAAACCUUAUAAAUGCUUGGAGUGUGGAAAGAGCUUCAAUUGCAGUAGCUCCCUUACUAUGCAUCAAAGAACUCAUACAGGGGACAAACCUUAUAAAUGCUACGAGUGUGGAAAGAGCUUCAAUUACAGUAGCUCCCUUACUAUGCAUCAAAGAAUCCAUACAGGGGACAAACCUUAUAAAUGCUACGAGUGUGGAAAGAGCUUCAGUCACAGUAGCUCCCUUACUGUGCAUCAAAGAAUUCAUGCAGGGGACAAACCUUAUAAAUGUUUGGAGUGUGGGAAGAGCUUCAGUCGGAGUGACACCCUUACUGAGCAUCAAAGAACUCAUACAGGGGAGAAACCUUAUAAAUGCUUGGAGUGUGGAAAGAGCUUCAGUCAGAGUGGCAAGCUUACUAUGCAUCAAAGAACCCAUUCAGGAGACAAACCUUAUACAUACUUGGAGUGUGGAAAAGACUUCAGUAACAGUAGCGCCUUUACAAUGCACCAAAAAACCCAUUCAGGGGAGAAACAUAAAUGUUUUGAGUGUGGAAAAAGGUUUAGUCAAGUUGGCAGCCUUACUGUUCAUCAAAGAAUUCAUGCAGGGGACAAACCUUAUAAAUGUUUGGAGCGUGGAAAGAGCCAGGCGGAGUAGCAUCCUUACUGUGCAUCAAAGAACUCCUACAGGGCACAAAACCUUAUUCAUAUUUGGAGUGUGGAAAUCGUCAGAAUGGUAAUCAUCAGGCACAUCAAACCAUCCACACGGGGAAAGCCAUACACAUUCCUUUAAUGUGGAAUCAUAGAAUAGUAGAGUUUGAAAGGGCCUUUAAGGCCAUCAAGUCCAACCCCCUGCUCAAUGCAGGAAUCCAUAUCAAAGCAUUCCCAGCAGAUGGCUGUCCAGCUUCCUCUUGAAUGCCUCCAGUGUCGGAGAGCCCACUACCUCUCUAGGGAAUUGGUUCCAUUGUCGUAUGGCUCUAACAGUUAGGAAGUUUUUCCUGAUGCCCAGUCAAAAUCUGGCUUCCUGCAACUUGAGCCCAUUAUUCCGUGUCCUGCACUCUGGGACGAUCGAGAAGACAUCCCAGCCCUACUCUGUGUGACAACCUUUCAUGUACUUGAAGAGUUUCUAGUCCUCUGAUCAUCCAUACUGCUCUCCUCUGAGCCAGUUAUCUGCAUCCUUCUUGAAGUGCAGAGACCAGAACUGGACGCAGUAUUCACGAUGAAGCCUAACCAGUGCUGAAUAGAGGGGAACUAAUACUUCACGCGAUUUGGAAACUAUACUUCUGUUAAUGCAGCCUAAUAAAGCAUUUGCCUUUUUUGCAGCCACAUCACACUAUUGGCUCAUAUUCAGCUUGUGAUUAACGACAAUUCCAAGAUCCUUCUCACAUGUCGUAUUGCUGAGCCAAGUAUCCCCCAUCUUAUAACUUAGGUUUCUUUUUCCUAAGUGUAGAACUUUUCUUUUAUCCCUCUUGAAUUUUAUUCUGUUGUUUUCAGCCCAAUGCUCCAGCUUAUCAAGGUCCCUUUGAAUUUUGUUUCUGUCUUCCCUGGUAUUAGGUAUGCCCCCCAAUUUUGUAUUAUCUGCAAAUUUGAUAAGCAUGCUGUGUACCUCAUCCAAGUCGUUAAUAAAAAUGUUAAAGACCACUGGGCCCAGGACCGAGCCCCGUGGUACCCCACUCGUUACUUCCGCCCAGUUUGAGAAGGAACCAUUGAUAAGCACUCUUUGAGUACGAUUCUGGAGCCAACUGCAGAUCCAUCUGAUAGUUGUUCCAUCUAGCCCACAUUUAGCUAGCUUGCUAAUCAGAAUACCAUGGGGCACUUUGUCAAAAGCAUUGCUGAAGUCGAGAUAUAUUAUGUCCACAGUAUUCCCACAGUCUACAAGGGAGGUUAAUUGACCAAAAAACGAAAUAAGAUUAGUUUGACAGGAUUUGUUCUUCAUAAAUCCAUGUUGGGUCCUUGUAAUCACUGCAUCGCUUUCAAGGUGCUUACAGAUUGACUGCUUUAUCAUCUGCUCCAGAAUUUUUCCAGGCAUUGAUGUUAGGCUGACUGGUCUGUAGUUCCCCGAUUCCUCCUUCUUGCCCUUUUUGAAGAUAGGGACAACAUUAGCUCUCCUCCAGUCAUCCGGCACUUCACCGGUCCUCUAUGAUUUCUCAAAGAUAAUAGACAGAGGUUCUGAGAGUUCCAAUCCUGACCUUUCUACUUCAUGUUUCCCGGGAGGGUCAUAGGCCCUUCUUUGGGAGAAGACUGAGCCAAAGUAGGAAUUGAGCACUUCUGCCUUUUCUUUGUCAUCUGUUAUCAUUUUGCCAUCCUCAUUUAGUAGCAGUGCCACGAUUUCUUUUCUUUAUCUUUUACUAUGGACAUACCUGAAGAAAGCUUUUUUGUUGCUUUUAGCAUCCCUCGCUAGCCUCAGCUCAUUCUCAGCUUUAGCCUUCCUGACGCCAUCUCUGCAAUUCCGUUGUACCUGCCUGUACUCUUCCUUUGUGGCCUGGCCUUCUUUCCACUUCCUGUAUGUGCCCUUUUUUGUUUUCAGGUCAGCUCUAAGCUUUUUGUGAAGCCACACUGGCUUCUUCUGCUGUUUCCCCCCUUUUUUCCUUGUUGGAAUUGCUUGCCAUUGUGCUUUUAGAAUUUCCUUUUUUAGAAACAAAAGAAGAAGAGUAGAAAAAGAGGAAGGCCGAACAAGAUGGAUUGAUUCCAUAAAGGAAGCCACUGACCUGAACUUACAAGACCUGAACAGAUGCUCUUGGGGUAGCUGAUUCAUAGGGUCGCCAUAAGUUGUAAUCGAGAGAAUUGGCAAGGAUAAAUUAAAGUAGAAUGUGACAUCGUUUGAAGCUAGAGGGGGGAGCUGAGGAGAUUUUUAUAUAUAUAUACAUAUAGGAGAAUAUAUUUUCCUAGAAAAGUAUAGGGUCUUAAUAAAACAGAGAAGUAGCAGGCCAGCUAAGUAAUCUUCAGCCUUGUUCCGAACUGGUGUGCAUGGUAACCAUGGUAACUAGCUCAAGGAAAAGAUAAGAAGGAAGAGGACUGGAACAGAACAUUCCCUUUUCAAGGGCUUGAUAAGAAUUAAGGCUGUAAUAGAGAACUGCGCUGUUGUGAAAGUUGCUGUGAAUGUUUUAAUGCUUAGCUAAUGCUUGGUUGGAGACUCGUGAUUCGUUAAUGCUAAUUUCUUUGUCCUGAAAUGUAUAAAACUCCAGGCAUGCAGCACCAUGUUGCAGAGGUUCACCAACAUCAUGGGAGUCUGACCGUGCUUGCGUUUCCUUUUAAUAAAGGCCUAGUUUUUGC
This is a messenger RNA of Rhineura floridana, 5520 nucleotides long. Its product is annotated as zinc finger protein 271-like. Gene Ontology annotation, molecular function: RNA polymerase II transcription regulatory region sequence-specific DNA binding; DNA-binding transcription factor activity, RNA polymerase II-specific. The transcript is spliced from 4 exons. Gene Ontology annotation, biological process: regulation of transcription by RNA polymerase II. Gene Ontology annotation, cellular component: nucleus. Lineage: Eukaryota; Metazoa; Chordata; Lepidosauria; Squamata; Rhineuridae. Bases 170 to 2905 code for a protein of 911 amino acids. The record is from RefSeq and is a predicted model, not a curated record.